Messenger RNA from Cornus florida, 3405 nucleotides. RefSeq names its product formin-like protein 11. The record is from RefSeq and is a predicted model, not a curated record. The transcript has 4 exons. Gene Ontology annotation, molecular function: actin filament binding. Lineage: Eukaryota; Viridiplantae; Streptophyta; Magnoliopsida; Cornales; Cornaceae. Bases 276 to 3221 code for a protein of 981 amino acids. Gene Ontology annotation, biological process: actin nucleation; actin cytoskeleton organization.
UUGAUAAUACAUAUCCAAUACAAAAAUAAACAAUGUCCUAGGAGAGGGAAUUAAUGAAGGUGAAGGCCCAAUACACCUACAACUGCCAAGCUCAGGGGUUCCUUGGAGUAGCAUUAAAGACACUACUCUGCAUUAGAUCUUCUUCACUUCCACCAUCCAAAAAUCAAAUUUUUACUUUUAUAUGCAAAAAUAUAAAGAAAAAGAAAAUGGGAUAGAUUUAUAUGUAGAAAGGUGGAUUGAUUUCUUGAUGAUUUUGGGUUGGGAAAAACAAAAAGAUGGGUUAUGGGUCUAUGAAUCUCCACAUGCCCUCUAUCAUCAUUUUCAUGUUCAUGACAUUCCAUUGUAUCCACAUUGUUUGUGGCCUACAAGAGGUGUAUGAGAAAGAGAAUAAUCAUGUUGAGAAGGUCUCAGGAGAGGAUGAGAAUGAAGAAAAGAAAGCUUUGAUGUUGGAAAAGUUCAGAACUUUGCUUGGACUGAAGAGCUUCAAUGCAAGAAGUCCAUUUAAUGGUGAUUUUGAAUACGAAUCACCGUCACCUUCUCCAUCAUCCACCAUUGAAGAAGCUGAAGCUGAAGCUCCAGCUCCACCUCCAGCUCCAUCUCCUGCUCCAGUGUUGCCAAUCCUUGUCCACUCUCAUCCUCCCUCGCCGCGUUCUCGGCCGGUCCCACCACCACCCCACAAGGCUCAAAAGGAGGAAGGAGACAAAGGUAGACGCAAAAGAGUUCUGGUUGCAGCUCUUGUGUCUGUUGGAGCUACCAUUGUAGUAUGUGGCAUUGGACUAUUUUGUGUCUGCCAAAAGUUCAGAAAACAAAGAAAGAGAUCAACAAGCAUAGUGUCAACAACACAUAGCACUGAAGGAGGAUCAACUAGAGGUGGAUCAAAGUAUGUGAGUUCUCAAAAUACAUUGAAAAAGGUAAACUCUGAUUUAACCCCUGACCUCUUUUACCUUGAAUCACUAGGAACUGCUUUAGAAUCACAACCAUUUUGUGUCAAACAAGAUUUAGAACCUGUGAACACAUUAACCAAUCAAGAAACAUCAAACUCUACAUUGCAUGAAAGAGAAGACUCGGAGUCUAGUACUGCUAAUUGUUUGGCUGCUGGUAAAAUCAUGUCCCUUCAUGGGAUAGAAGAAUCGGUUAAGUAUGAUUCUGAUGGAUGUAAUUCUUCAUCAGGUAAUAAAAUAAUUCCUGUUGACGCUGAUUCAUCUGAUGAUGAGUCCUUCCAUUCUUUAUGUGAUUCACAUUCACCUAAUGUGAGGCUUUCCAAUGCCUCAGUGGGUAGUCUUAGUGAAAAAUCAGAAAUUAUCUCCCCAAAUGUGUCAAAGACAUCUUGUUCUGAGACCUCUCCUAUGAACUUUGCAACUCCAUUGCCUACCCCGGAUUUCAUCUUAACCUCGGUUUUGGAUUUAGAGUCACAUCCUCCCCAAAUUUUCUCCCCAAAUGUGUCAAAGACACCUUGUUCCAACACCUUUCCUAUGAACUUAGCAAUUCCAUCACCUACCCCGGAUUCCAUCUCAACCUCGGUUUCAGAAUUAGAGUCACAUUCUCCCCAAUUUCCCUGCAAUACAAAACAGAAUAUGCAGGCAGCAACUUCAAACUCUUCCAAUUGCCAAAACACUUUUGUGCCCCCACCACCGCCUCCUCCUCCACCUCCACCUACUCCACCACCACGAGUACACAUUUCUCCCUCACAUUCUUCUUCUUGUUCGACUAAGAUCACAUCUAAAGCUUUGAGUUCUUCUACACUGCCUAAUUCUUUGUCUCCAAGAAAUUCAGAUUCUUCUUCAGGAUCAAACCAAACGCCAAAAAGUGACAUGCCACCUUCACCUCCUAAUCCUCCAAAGCCUCUUGUGGGAAUUCCUCCACCACCCUGCCCACCUCCAUUUUUAAAAAGAAAUGGUAAUCCUCUGAAAGGGCCACCUCCUCCACCAUCUCAGUUUCCUCGGUAUACACCAUUGGGUAAAGAUGGAGCUCCACUGCCAAAAUUGAAGCCACUUCACUGGGACAAAGUCAGAGCUGCACCAAACCGUUCCACGGUGUGGGAUAAGAUGAGAUCAAGCUCAUUCGAAUUGGAUGAGAAAAUGAUUGAAUCACUCUUCGGUUACAACUUACAAAAUUCUAUGAAGAACGAUGAAGCAAAGAGUAAGAGCCCUUCUCCAUGCAAGCAUGUCCUCGAGUCCAAGAGACUACAGAACAUAACCAUACUCUCAAAAGCUCUGAAUGCAACUUCCGAGCAAGUUUGUGAUGCUCUGAUACGAGGGAAUGGCUUGUGCUUACAACAACUAGAGGCACUGGUGAAGAUGGUACCCACCAAGGAAGAAGAGGAUAAACUCUCCAACUAUAAAGGAGACAUUACUGAACUCGGUUCAGCAGAGCGAUUCGUUAAGGCAAUGCUUAAGAUACCUUUUGCGUUUACAAGGUUUGAAGCCAUGCUUUACAAAGAAACUUUUGAAGACGAAGUAGUUCAUCUCAGAAAGUCUUUCUCAAUGCUAGAGGAAGCCUGCAAGGAACUCAGAUCAAGUCGGCUCUUCUUAAAACUACUUGAAGCAGUCCUCAAAACCGGAAACAGGAUGAACAUUGGAACAAUCAGAGGAGGUGCUAAAGCAUUCAAGCUCGACGCCCUCCUUAAGCUUGCUGAUGUGAAAGGAACCAAUGGGAAAACUACACUGCUUCACUUUGUCGUCCAAGAAAUUUCUCGUUCAGAAGGCAUUAGAGUCUCGGAGAGCAUUGUGGGAAAAAUAAAUCAGAAAAGUAGAAGCAGAAAUGCCGAAGAAAGGGAAGAAGAUUACAGAAGGAUGGGACUAGAACUCGUUUCUGGUCUGAGCAACGAGCUCUUCAACGUGAAGAAGACAGCCGCGAUAGACUUGGAUGUUCUUGCAAGCUCGGUCUCUAACCUGUCAGAUGGAAUGGCUAAGCUGCAACAUCUAGUACACAAGGACUUGUGUAUGGAUGAAAAAAGUGGGAACUUUGUGCACUCCAUGAGAUCCUUCCUUGGUCAUGCAGAGAAGAAUAUAAAGGAAUUGCAGGAAGACGAAAACAGAGUCCUAUUACAUGUUAGAGAAAUCACAGAAUACUUUCAUGGAGAUGUGAGCAAAGAUGAAUCCAAUCCACUUCGGAUUUUCGUGAUUGUCAGAGACUUUUUGGGGAUGUUAGAUCAUGUGUGUAAAGAGCUUAGAAGCUUGAAAGUCCCAAGAAGUCCAAAUCCUCUAGCUCCAUUCAGAUAGAUUAGGAGGCUUGGCAUGUCUGUAGUCUAAUACAGAGUUUACUGCAUUAUGAAUUUGCAAAUCUGUGUAACAUCUUCCAAACUUUUUGUAAAUUUUUGGGAUACAGAGUGUUGUAACAAUCAUUAAUAACAUCUUCAAUGAGCCUAAUUUGGAUUCUAAAUUUCUCUCAUGUCAUGCACGUAUA